Anopheles marshallii is the source of this 3192-nucleotide messenger RNA. RefSeq names its product centromere protein J (gene Sas-4). Gene Ontology annotation, biological process: cilium assembly; centriole elongation. The record is from RefSeq and is a predicted model, not a curated record. Gene Ontology annotation, molecular function: tubulin binding. The transcript has 2 exons. NCBI's taxonomy places the organism in Eukaryota, Metazoa, Arthropoda, Insecta, Diptera, Culicidae. The coding region runs from base 1 to 3192 and encodes 1063 amino acids. Gene Ontology annotation, cellular component: nucleus; centrosome; centriole.
AUGGCGGAAUCACCACGCAGCAUUCUCGUGCGGCUGAAACAGUUGAAACAUUGGCAGGAGGAGCAACAGCGCGUCCUGCUGGAGAAGCAUCUCGCCCAGCAACAGUUGUUGGAACGUGAGCAACAAAAAAUGUAUGAAGUUUUGGGAUUGCGGCAGCAGACGAACGAGGAUGGCGGUGGGCAACUUUACGAAGACAGCGGCAGCGAACCCGAAUACGAAGAGACCAAUUUGCAAGCUCAACUCGCUACCGAGCGUUUGCAGGAAUCCUCUGUGAAAGAUGAUACAACCAUAUUCGACUCGGAUGCCGAACAACCAACGGUCGAGCAAGAGCAGGCUUUAAAACGAGCGAGCAAUAUUCCCAAGAAGCGAUUUUUGAAGCGUGGCGAAGGAUUGCGUGCUAGGUUCAAAGUGGAUCCUGAUAAAUUUAAGCUAGAAAACUUACCUAAAUAUAAAUUUGCUAACCAUAACAGAGAGCGAAACAAUUGGAAAAGUGGAACUAAACAGGAACAAAGCGCUGGCGGAAGUUUGGAAGCUCCGAAGGUUUCGCGUGUUUCCAAUGGCAAGUCGGAAAAGACGAAGCAAACACUCAACGAAAAGAAGGGACGCACUAGGAGUGACCAAGGUAUUGUGCUAGACGUAAACCGUGUUCAGGAUAAGAAGCUUGACACUAGACGGCGUAUGGGUGGAUCGUUUCCGUUGAUCGGAAAGACGGACACAAAUAAUGACAAUGCGGAUAACGAGGACGACGACCAGCUAUUUGGUAACAUUGUUACAAGUUUAAAAAUUACAGAUGUGGAAAACAUUGUGCAAAAACCACGUGUGAUACCGGAUGUACCGUGGAAGCAAAGGCUUGACCCAAUGGUUCCACCCAAAAUAUCGAAGGAGCAACGUGAUUUGAACUUUUUUGAGCAGCUCGAAGAGAAAGUUGUUGGUAAGAGUUUCAAUUCUAAUUCUAGCAGCAUUUUGCGAUUUAUAGCGGCCAACGAAUCAACCGUUAACGAUGAUGGGCUGACAAAUGACGAUACUAUUUCAAGUGAACAGAUAGUAAACGAUCCUUUAGUACGCCAGGAGGAUAUAGCUUUAAAGGAUAGAUUACUGGCACCUCCGCCGUCCAGAACCGUUUUGAAUGCUCAUGAUUCGGACGACAGCAACGAGGACCAUGCGCACGUGCGCUUUAUUGAUGAUGAAGAAUCAUCGGAGUCUAGUGAUGAAGAUGAGUCAGACGUUACUACAGACCAUGAGACAUAUAACCAUAUGCAGGGAAUAGCAUCUAGCAAAAUGUCCACACCGAAUGAUAAAGUCAUCGUACACCCUCGUUCGCUCGAACAAACAGGUCAGAACAGCGAACGAAGCGAUGAAGAAGAGUCGAAAGGAUGCCCUGACGAAGACGGCACUGUUGACAGCGCCAACGGACAGUCGGAAGCCGAAGACACUCCGGUGGCCGGUUUCAUUGGCGAUGAGACGCUUCGCAGUGAAAUACUUGCGAAAAGUGAACUGCUCAAGGAAAGAUUAACUGAGCUGGAACGGGAAAUAGAUAACUACCGGCGGGAGAAUGCCGAGCUUAUACAGGCCAAGCAGGAACAUGAACUGGAGCGGCUGAAGCUGCAACAAGAUCGGGAAGAGAUGGAGGAGCACAUGAAUGACGAGCGUAUCAAAAUGGAGGUCUACUUCCACGACGAGCGGAUGAAGAUCGAGACGGAACGCAAGCAGGCACUUCGGGAAGCACAAAAACCGAACAAAAAGGAUAAGGAAGAAAUUAUGCGUUUGAACGAGGAGCUUGCUGAGGUGCGCAGGCAGCAAAAGGAGCGAGAAGCUAAGCAUAGUGCCACCUUGGCACGGUUUAGAUCGCAGUUAAAAACAGUCGAAAAGGAGAUGCAGGAAGUACGGCUUGAGCUCGAGGUAACGAAGAAAGAUAACCGCCGUUUGGAGACGGAAAAUACUCGAUUGAAGCGCCAAAACAAUAGCCGAAUGUUGGUUGAAAUUAAUCGCAACAUUGCUAAACUUGCGACCGGGGGAAGUGAGACCGUUGAACAGCAAGUGUCUAAGGAGGACCCAAAACGAUCUUCAUUGCUGGCCAAAUCCAAAAAAGGCGCCCAAAGUACGAACCGAUCAAAACCGCCCCAGAUCAUUCAACCGAAGGAGCGAAAGGUGCCAACACAGGUGACAAGAGUGAAAGUUACAAAUCAUCAGACAGUGGCCCGAGGAAAGCCCACAUCCUCGCGGGGGAAAACCUUACCGGUUCGGGAAGACAAUUUGACCUCAGAAACAGACGAAAAUGAUGAAAAUGGUUUUUAUCCAAAUGACGGUUCGUCUGAUGAGCAGUUCAGUCCUCGCAAAGAUGGGAACAGUAAUAUUGACGAAGAAAAUGAUGAAGAUGAUGACGAUGACGAAGCGGAUGAUGUUCUUGGGGAAUACUCCAGUUCCGCUCAGGAAGGACCGAUUCCGUCUUCGUAUUUCCCGAAAAAUCCAGCCGUUCGUAAAACACUCUUCAAUGCGAUCAAUCUAAACGAGGAUACGCCGGCAGCACCAACACGACAAGGAUUGGUGCGCAAAGAGAACCCCACAACGCAGUGUGAUCUACUCGAUCGUACACCAGAAGCGGCAGAAUUAAUCAAGAGCAUGAAGCGGGAAAUAGUGAAUGUGGAUGGCAGUCGCGAUAUCUGGUACCCGAAUGGGAAUCUGAAGAAAAUAUCACCGGAUGGAAUGAUCAUACGGAUGCUGUACUUUAACAAGGAUAUAAAGGAAACAAACAUGACCGAGGGCACAACGAAGUACUACUACUUCGAGACCAAUACCUGGCAUACGACCUAUCUCGAUGGGUUAGAAAUAUUGGAAUUUCCUGAUGGCCAGACGGAACAUCGCUUUAAAGAUGGAUCGACAGAAGUUCAUUUUUCCAAUGGUUCCAUACGUACCACCAACCCAAACAGUGCGGACAUAACCGAAGAAUGGAAGUAUCCUGAUGGUACUAUGGUAAUUAUUAGGAAAAACGAUGAUAAGGAGAUUAAUCUGCCAAAUGGGCAGGUUGAGAUACACACUAAGGCGCACAAGCGGCGCAUUUAUCCGGACGGGACGAUUAAGUUCGUUUAUCCCGAUGGCAGUCAGGAAUCACGAUACUCAAACGGUCGGAUUCGGUUGAAAGAUAAAGAUGGUCGUCUCUUGUCGGACACUGGUGGCGGAACAGGAGCAACAUGA